AUGGUCACAACCACGAAAGAAAGCACUGACUCAUUCAUUGAGCGGUUACGGGAACUUCGGCCGGAGCCGCCUCCAUUAUCAGAGUCUCCGGUCACUCUUCAUCAAUGGCAUCGCGCCGAGAUCUGGAGAACCGGCAAAGGAAUCCUCAUGAAGGUCGAUCGCCAAUCGUGGGUGGAAUCGCAGUUGAUAUCGAUACGUGGUCCUCUUACCGAGCCGGGGAUGUUGUACAUUGGCGGAUACGAUGGCAACCUUACCGCAUCACCUUCGCCAUGCUUUCCGGAUUCCAUGGAUGCAUGA
Ostertagia ostertagi is the source of this 297-nucleotide messenger RNA. The record is from the annotation of a GenBank genome assembly. Lineage: Eukaryota; Metazoa; Nematoda; Chromadorea; Rhabditida; Trichostrongylidae.